Molecule: messenger RNA, 1845 nt
Organism: Notolabrus celidotus (New Zealand spotty)
Lineage: Eukaryota; Metazoa; Chordata; Actinopteri; Labriformes; Labridae
Product: histone-binding protein N1/N2-like
Exons: 14
Coding region: 147-1652 (501 amino acids)
Biological process (GO): DNA replication-dependent chromatin assembly; CENP-A containing chromatin assembly
Cellular component (GO): nucleoplasm
Molecular function (GO): histone binding
Source: RefSeq, a predicted model, not a curated record
AAGGGCAGGAAUAUUUCGCGCCAAAUUGAAACAACGGAGUAGUUCAGUCUGUGAGAGCGGUGUGAAGAGGUGCUGUGACUCAAACCACCAAGCUACACUUUUAACUUUUCAGUCUUCCUUUUUCGCUCAAGUUCAAGUUUGCUAACAUGGAGGAGGCCAAUAAGCUGAUUGGAUCCGGUAAGAAGCACCUGGUAAUGGGGAAGGUGGUGGAGGCGGUGAGCUCCCUGCAGGAGGCCUGCGGCAUGCUAGCUAAAAAGUAUGGCGACACAGCGGACGAGUGUGGAGAGGCUUUUUACUGGUGUGGUAAAGCUCUGCUGGAUUUGGCACGGAUGGAGAACUCAGUCCUGGGUAAUGCUCUGGAAGGAGUACCAGAGGGGGAGGAGGAGGAGGAAGAAAAACCAAAAGACUCCAAUGUUGACGGCACAGAAAACGUUGAUGAGAAGACCCGGGAUGAGCUGAGGGUGCAGGUUUACGACGCCAUGGCCGAGAAGAAAGAGGAGGAGGAGAAGGAGAAGAAAAACGGAGAUGCUAAGAAAGAGGAUGAGAAGCAGAGCGGCGCUAAAGAGGAGAAUGGUGACGUAAAAGCAGAGGCUGGUGAUAAACAACAGAAGGAAGCAAAGAAAGAGGGAAAGGAGGAAAAGAAGAGCGAGGCUGAUAAGAAGGAUUCAGCAAAAAGUGAAGAAAAGAAAGAAAACAAGAAGGCAGAGAAAGAAUCUGAAGAUAAUAAAGAAGAUGAGGCUGCAGAUGAGGAGGAAGAGGAAGAAGGCGAGGAGGCAGAAAUGGAGAGCGACACAGAAGAGCAGGAGGAAGGAGACGGUGCUGCUGAGAAGGAGAGCGAUGAAGAGGAGGAGGUGGGGAACCUGCAGCUCGCCUGGGAGAUGCUGGAAGUAGCUAAAGUCAUCUACAAAAGGAAGGAGACCAAAGAGGACCAGCUCAUGGCCGCACAGACUCACUUAAAACUGGGAGAAGUUUCUGCUGAAUCAGGAAACUACACACAGGCGUUGGAGGAUUUCCAGACGUGUCUGAAGCUGCAGGUGAAGCACCUGGAUGCUGACAGCCGCCUCCUGGCUGAGACUCACUACCAGUUGGGUGUGACCUACAGCCUGAACUGGCAGUACGACCAGGCCAUCGAGGCGCUCAACAGCUCCAUCAGUGUCAUAAAGAGCCGACUGGAAAAACUUCAGGAGCUGCUGGGUAAGGCGGAGGGUCCGGAGGCUCUGCCAGAUGAGAGGAAGGAGAUGGAGGAGCUGAAGGCUCUGCUGCCAGAGAUCCAGGAGAAGGUGGAGGACGCCACAGAGGCUAGGAAAACCACGAGUACAGCUGCUGAGGCUGUGAAGGGAGCACUUGACGGAGGCUCCUCUUCCUCUGCUUUCCCCGGAUCCACCGUGAAGAACGGAGACUCCUCCACCAGUUCAAAGAUUAAUGGCACACCAUCCAAUGGAGUCAGCUCCACCAACGGACACGCCUCCUCCACUGCUGCUGUCUCUGACAUCUCCCACCUGGUCAGGAAGAAGAGGAAACCAGAGGAGAGUCCAGUGAAGGAGGGCGUGGGGAAGAAGGUGAAGCAGGAAGCUGAUCAGACUAACGGAAAACAAGAGUCCAAAACCAACGGAGACACCAACGGACACGGCAAAGAGGUUAAGAGUCAGUGAGGCUGGACUCCAUCCAGGUUUUUCGUCCCCGCCUGAGAAAAGGUGUCCGUCCAUAUCAUGAAGCUCUUACUGUUGCUACACCUGUUUGUUGUUGUAAAUGUGUAAAUCUUUUUCUAUACCUGUUGAUCUGAUUGUGUGUUAACAUGUUUAAGCUAUGAAGUUAAAUAAAGAUUGUUAUUUGAUAAAACUGUCA